AAAAUAAAAUUGAAUCUCUAGAAUAAAAUGUCAAAAAUUAAACUUAUGUCAAUUUAUCAUGUUAGGUAGAUUUUCCUUUCAGUUAUUGAGAAAAAUUUCAAACAAAGAAAUUAGAAUUUGUAAUUCAUCCAGGAGUUAUUCAAGGAAAGUAGGUAGCAACAGCAAUGGUCCUUACAAAAUUGUGAAACAUGAACGACCUGAAACCAAAGAUAACAGCAACUUGGUGUGGCGAGAUCCAAAUUUCGAAUUACUAGCCUCAAAUGGAUUUCCUCUAUUCCUUAGAGGAAACAUUGGCAUCGCCUGGUAUGAUAGCCAAACAACAAUCAAAACUCACCAUGAGUUAAUCAUGGAACAGUUGGAAGAUGCCGCUGACAUAAACGAUGGAAACAUGAUGUGCAGAGUUCAAAUGUGUCCGACUGUUUUACGCGAAACUGUCAAAGAUUUGUUUCCAUAUCGAACAUUAGAAGAUCAUUCAGAAUUGUCUGUGGUGACUAUAACUCUGAAGCCAAAUGUCAAGGACAUGAGGAAAAAUAAGGAAUUGGAAACUGAGAGAUUAGCUCAAUUGUUUCUCAUAGCUGCAAAAAAUAUUUGCGACAAGCUGAGAGCAUCUGGCUAUUGGGCAGACUUCAUAAAUCCCUACUCUGGUCGACCCUACUUUACUCCAUCUUCAUUGGGUGAAUUGUAUCAAACGGACGAAAAGUUCAGAUGUCUUGAUUUCCAAAUUAUUGAAAUAAAAGAUUGUAAAGUUAUAUCAACUGAGAGUAAUGCUCAAAAGCAGUUUAUUGGAAGUUUGUUUACUAGUGCCCCUUGCAAAAAAAAUAAACUAAAUUCGAUAUUCACAUAAGGAAAAAUAUGAAUUUGUGCAGAUAUAAAUAAAUAUCUACAUGUUAUUUCAGCAGAGCUGUUAAAAUUGAAGUGAAACAUGACUUUUUAAAUUA
This is a messenger RNA of Leptinotarsa decemlineata (Colorado potato beetle), 938 nucleotides long. Its product is annotated as cobalamin trafficking protein CblD. Gene Ontology annotation, cellular component: mitochondrion. Lineage: Eukaryota; Metazoa; Arthropoda; Insecta; Coleoptera; Chrysomelidae. Gene Ontology annotation, biological process: cobalamin metabolic process. The record is from RefSeq and is a predicted model, not a curated record.